Messenger RNA from Hymenoscyphus albidus, 3724 nucleotides. NCBI's taxonomy places the organism in Eukaryota, Fungi, Ascomycota, Leotiomycetes, Helotiales, Helotiaceae. The record is from the annotation of a GenBank genome assembly.
GGCAACUUUUCUUGAUUCUGGGAAGAAAUCUUCCUCGUUUUGUGUGGUGAAAAUUGCCUGCAAAACUCGAGCAUGUUGGCAUCCUCGGAGAAGUGUCACUUUCAAAAGAAAAGCCCCUCGAUCAAAGAGCCAAUGAGAACAUUUUGAUUGCAGUCUAGAUAUGCCACUACACAACCAGCCGUCUGGUUGUUACCAGAUCUCCGCGCAUCAAGGAUGUGUUGCAUAGAGCAAUUUCUCAUUGCUUUAUCAAGGAUACCCGGUUCGUGAGUAGGUUGAGAUUGGUUCUUUUUCCUUUCCAAUUUUCUCUCACUCAAUUGACCUCUCUCAUAUUUGUUUCUUGCUUCAUACUCGUAACUCGUAUAAUGUCAACUCUGGAUACCGAACAUUUCAGUCCGUACCGUGCGGACGGGAAGCUUGUGAGUUGAUGGAAAAUUAGUGUUGAAAACGCGAUGAGGCAACCAGGAACUGACAGAAUACUAUCUAGUAUGGCUUCGUGUGUGUAAUCACGGGUGCUCAGCAACCUGUUGGUCAAGCAAUCAUACAAGAAUUAGCUGGUUCGUCGAAUUCGUCCUGCUCAAACGGGUUCUGUCUUAUGUUUCCUCCGCUAGGGGUCGACUAAGGUUCAAGCGCUAAUGCUAUGUAGCUCAUGGUGCGGCCUGUAUUUAUGGUAUACUCGAACAUCCAUCAAUAGCUAUUUACGUCCAUUUGUAGGAACUAAACACUGACCUGAGAUUCUUCGAAUAGCCUGUGACAAAGGUUCAACAGACGAUUACACCACUCUGAUCGAUACAGUAGCCAAAGAUCAUCCCAACAUCAAGCCAUCGGUUACCCAUUCAACAUAGCCAAAGAGGAAGAAACCCUCGGCCUGAUCGACGAUGUACUGAAUUCUUGGGGAAGACUCGAUGUAUGGGUGUGCUCUUCAGGAUCACUAGGACCCUCUUCAAUCGACGCCACCACACCCACAGAUCUCCAGAAAUGCUUCGAGGCAAACAGCAUGGCUCCGUUCUUUGCCUUGAAGUAUGCUCCUCCGGCAAUGACGAAAACUACCCCGAAACUGUCUUAUCCCAAUGCCGCGCCGAAAGACCAGAAGUAUGGGAGUAUCAUCGUGGUUAGUUCUGUUGCUAGUACUUAUGGAGGUAAGUUCCUGCUCGAAGACGUGAAGAUCUUUCGUAUUGACAUGUAUAGGCUGCUGGGGACCUGCAUUCACGAUGGCUUCCCAUGCUGCUCUGGGUGUUGUGAGGGCUGGAGUUGCAGUGCUGAAAGGAACGGGGAUAAGAAUCAAUUGCAUCUCUCCUGGUCAGAUUCAUGUAGGAGUUGAUCUACAUGGGGUAUAAACCUCGACCGAUGCUGCUAGUUUUUACACGCACUGACUGUGUCUAGUUUGAUAUGCGUGGCAUGGCUUCUCGAUUUCCUCCAGCCAGUUUGCAGACCAAAGAGGUGUGUACUUGCUGUCUGAUACUGUUUGUUACGCUAAGUAUUUCCAGAGCCAGAAAGCCCACAUAGGCUUAGAACCAGCCGGCCUGCCUAUUGAGGUAGGCAGAGUAGCUGGUUUUCUUGUGAGUGGAUUUAGUAGCUAUAUCACUGGUGCAAAUAUGGUCGUUGAUGAAGGGGCAAGGUAAGUGGAAACAUUCAUGUGGAGAAACUAUACUAAUCUUGAAAAGCGUGAUGAAUCCUUUGACAGUACCUAUUUGAAGUUAUUGUAAGUAUUCAGAUAUCUUGAAAUAGCAUUUGUGUCAGGCUGGCAUAUGUAAACCUACCUAUCUCUUCCCUUCCAUUCCCAUGUGAAUCGUCACUACCUACAGUAAGUGGCGGUAUUUUGCAAAGAAUCGUAUCUGAUAAAAGUGAUCCCAUUUUCGCUUCAGAUAGAACUCUACGUACCUAGGUAGAAGAUAACGAUCAAACUCACUCCACAUAACCAGAUUCCUAUCAAUCGAUACGAAUAUAAGAGUAUGCAAACAAUCGAUCGCGGGGUAUCCCAUCACUUCGGAACCGGCCGUGAUCGCCCAAACUCGGGUGGCCGUGAUCGCCGUAUGCAAACUUGCCCCUCCAUCCAUCCCUACCUACCUACCAGUACCUAGGUAUUCAAGAACUCUACAAUUCCCCUCCAACCCUCCAAUCCCCAACUUCCAACUCUUCUCUUUCCCACUCAACACCAUACCAAAGAAAACUCCACAAUGAGCACCCCCCAAACCCUCUCCUCCACCUCCCCCUCCGACGUCUCCUCCGCCUGCGAAACCCACUCCCUCACAGCCCACGAAUUCCACUCCCUCCACACUGGCUGCGUCGUCGCCAAAUCCACCGCCUACUGUCCCUACUCCCAAUUCCGGGUCGGCUGCACGCUCCUCACAGCCUCGGGCCAGUAUGUCAGCGGCGCGAACGUCGAGAACGCUGCGUACCCCGUGGGGACGUGUGCAGAGCGCGUGGCGUUUGGGAAGGCGGUUACGGAGGGGCAUCGAGAGGGGUUUCGCGCGGUGGCUGUGGCGACGGAUAUUAGUCCGCCGGCGAGUCCUUGUGGGAUGUGUAGACAGUUGUGAGUGCCCUAUCUCGCUGUGUGGAGGCGGAGAGGGAGAGGAGGAUUGAAGGGAUAGAGAGAUGAGGCUGAUGUGUGGGGUGUGGUGUAGUAUAAGGGAGUUUUGUGAUUUGAAGAUUCCGGUUUUUAUGUUUGAUAAGGAUGGGGCUUUUGUGGUUAUGAAGUUGGAAGAGGUUGGUUUUCUUUCCCUAAAUACCUUUUCGAAUCCUAAAACUGAUAAGCUUGCUUUGCAGUUACUCCCCCUCUCCUUCGGCCCCGAAGCUCUUCCUCCUCCAAGUACCCUUCUCUCAGCAAGGAGCUCUAGUUGACCCAAUGCGCCUCAAAUGCGGGUAUCAGCAAUGCCCUAGAGUUAUGAUUGAUGGUAGAGUCUUGGAAUACGGCGUUAGUAGGGUAGAGACACAAUUAGAGGUAGGGGUAGAGGUACACAUGUACCAGCAGAGCUAGCUGCUGUGCUGCUGGACCAACGGAACUGUCCUCCAUACAUAUGAUGGAGGUAACCCUCAUCAUUUGGGGCCAGACAGUAUUGAACUUGCAUUGGCAAGAGGUGAGUGGAGUAGUCUCGGGUACUCUUUCCCGCAUCUAUCUAAUGAGAAUUGUACUUUGAUAUCGUUGCUCGAGCUUAUUUGGCCAUAGAAACGGGCUCCCCUUGAGAGAUGCUUUCGGAUAUGAUAAUGGGCACAAAUCCACUUGGUAAAAUCUCCUAGCCAGAACGAUUUGUGCAACUCCGUUUCCUUGUUCAUUUUUGACGCUAUGGCCUGAAAAGAUAGUAGAAAGUCCUCACCCUGUUAAGAGGGUCGCCUGCGACGAAACUAGACAAGCUGAGUUUUCCAAAUUUGGAUAUGCAUACCUCUCACACGAUGUCCCCACUAAGGCAGGCAGGAAUGGCUGGCAUGAGGAGCCUUUCUCAGAGUCAUAGCUAAGGGUCUGGUGUUGUUACAUAGAAGGCCUAAGAAAUGAUUCAGAUCAAUAUCCUGAAAUGACCAUGCAUGUGGACUCUCAGUUUAGUUACAAAAUAGGUGAUGGCGCAAAUGUUUUUGGCAUCCCUUUGUUUCUUAGGAGCCUAGCAUAGAACGGUCUUCAGAAAUUUUCUCAUAUGAAGCUGAUAGUAACAUUCGCGAUUCUAUUUUCGCUUCUGGAUGGAAAGUGUUUGAUUACUUUUCAGGGACCUGGUUUUCAUGGUGAUUGUAUAGGAGU